This is a messenger RNA of Girardinichthys multiradiatus, 1253 nucleotides long. RefSeq names its product fission, mitochondrial 1 (gene fis1). The coding region runs from base 105 to 569 and encodes 154 amino acids. Gene Ontology annotation, molecular function: protein binding. The transcript is spliced from 5 exons. Gene Ontology annotation, cellular component: peroxisomal membrane; mitochondrial outer membrane. The record is from RefSeq and is a predicted model, not a curated record. NCBI's taxonomy places the organism in Eukaryota, Metazoa, Chordata, Actinopteri, Cyprinodontiformes, Goodeidae. Gene Ontology annotation, biological process: mitochondrial fission; peroxisome fission; mitochondrial fragmentation involved in apoptotic process.
AUUAUUAUUAUUAUUGUUGGGGAAAUGAAAAGAAAAAGAUGACGUAAGUGUUGUUGUGUCAUGUGAUCUGAAGUGGGCGUGUCCUAGCUCGGUUUCCCGGAAACAUGGAGGCUGUGCUGAGUGAUGUUGUAGCUCCUGAGGACCUCAAAAAAUUUGAAAAGAAGUACAACAACGAGCUGCUGAAGGGAGCUGUGUCCAAAGAAACAAAGUUUGAGUAUGCUUGGUGUUUAAUUAGGAGUAAAUACACAGAGGAUAUCAAGAUGGGAGUGGUGCUCCUCGAUGAGCUGGUUCACAAAUCCUCAAAGGAUGACUCCCGGGACUUUCUCUUCUACCUUGCAGUGGCCAACUACAGGCUCAAAGAAUAUGAAAAAGCCUUGAAGUACAUCCGGACUCUUCUGAGGAACGAGCCAGGGAACAAGCAGGCUCUGGAGCUGGAGAAGCUCAUCGACAAGGCUUUAAAGAAAGACGGCUUGGUCGGGAUGGCGAUCGUCGGGGGAAUCGGACUGGGCGUGGCGGGUUUAGCGGGUCUCAUUGGCCUGGCGGUGUCAAAGGGAGCAGCCAAAUCUUAACCUGGAUGGGAGAUGAGUGCUGGACUCACACAUUAACCUGAAUAAAAAACAAAAAGUGCUAAAAAGAGGUUGUUUGGAAGCUGAAUACAUGCUGCAACUAAUUCAAAGCAAAUUAUAUUUAAAUAAAGAGUUUUCAUACUUUGACAGGGUUGAAAUUCACCUCAUUUUCUUCUCUUCACAUAAUAAAGGUUGUCAGGCUCUAGUUCACUGUAUAAAAGUAUCUGAAAUUUACUAAGUUGCCAGUUGUUUUCUGUGCAAGCUGCAUGUCUGUCUAAGAGUGUACAGGUUUGUUUCAGUGUUUAUGAAUUAAGGAAAGUUAUUGAUGCUGAAUGAACAAUAGUAGGUAGUAUGAAGAGAAACAGCCAUGUCUUAAGUCCAACUGGAGGCAAUGAAGAUUUAAUUCAGACAUGCUCUUUCUUAUUAUCUGUUCAGACUAAGAUCCAAAGGAAUUAACACGUUCCCUUGUGUUAGAAGCUUUCCUAACAUUCACAUGUGUUAUAUUUAACAAUUGCUUUUACAUCUUGGUAAAUAAAACGACUGCACGAAUGUUUGUGUUGUCAGCUGUCGAUUCUCUUGUUUUUCACUGCAGAUGAUAAAUGAAAGGAGACUUCGGAGACAUAGAUUGGUAAAAGUGAUGUGGAGAUGGUGAAAUUAUGCUUCUUAAAAUAAAAAAAAACCCAACUA